Messenger RNA from Aptenodytes forsteri (emperor penguin), 1452 nucleotides. RefSeq names its product tektin 5 (gene TEKT5). Lineage: Eukaryota; Metazoa; Chordata; Aves; Sphenisciformes; Spheniscidae. Gene Ontology annotation, biological process: cilium assembly; cilium movement involved in cell motility. The coding region runs from base 1 to 1452 and encodes 483 amino acids. The record is from RefSeq and is a predicted model, not a curated record. Gene Ontology annotation, cellular component: nucleus; microtubule cytoskeleton; sperm flagellum. The transcript has 7 exons.
AUGGAGUUUCUGGGGACCACACACCUAGCCAGUUACUGUGGCACAAAGAAGAAGUGCCUGUUCCCGGAUCUAGUUCCCACCAGCACCACCAAGGACACCUAUCAGUCCUACUACCUACCAGGCUACCGCUGCCGCAGCUCCUGGAGGCCCAAUCUGCUUCACAAAGUGGUUUCGGUCCCUCCCAGCUCUGACAAGCAAUUUAAUCCCACUGGGCGGCCGCCCACUAUUCUGCCUGCAUCACGUUCUACCCUGCAUGCCCGCUACAGCACUCGUGACUGGCACCAUGCGAACAUGGUUCAAUUAAAAGGCUCCGAAGCCUCCAGGUACUCCGCUGGUAGACUGAACGCUGAUUCAAUGCGACUGAUCCAAGAUAAGGAUCAACUGACUUAUCGGAUGCAAGAAGACAGUAGAAGAAACCUGGGAGAGAGGAUCUCUAACAUUGAUUUCUGGAGAUCUGAGCUCGUCUAUGAGCUAGAGUGUCUGCUGAAAGCGACCCAAGACUUGGAAACAGCAAAGAAGCGGCUCGAAUGUGCUGCAGAUGAAAUGCAAGGACCACUGAAGGUAGCCCUAGAAUGCUUGUACCACCGUGAGAAGCGGAAGGGUAUAGACUUAGUUCAUGACUAUGUGGAAAAGAACCUCAUAAAGGAGGUUGAUGUAUUCAAGGACUGUCAAGAAAUACUGACAAAACUUGCGCAGAAAAUCAGUAAACAGUUGGGCAUCAACAGAGAUGCACAGCAUGCCCUGGAGCAGGAUCUUUCUGACAAAAACUCAGCCCAUUUUAUUGAUGAGAAGUGCUUUAACCUGAGGAACACAUCGGACAGCAUCAACUUUUAUCAUGGAGUGGAGAAAGCAGAUGGGACUGUUUCAGUUCCUGCAACAUGGGCUAAAUUCAGUGAAGACAAUAUCAGGUGCUCUCAACAUGCAAGGGCCAACUCUGUCAAGCUCCGAGAGGAGGCAGAGGUUGGACUGGAGAGCACGUCUGAGGAGAUGUGGAAUCAUUUCAUCAGUACCAACCUGGCCUUUAACAAUCGUAUUGCUGAAGUAGCUGAUGCAAAGAACAAACUCCAAGCACAACUGGCCAAGAUACUUCAAGAAAUCUUCCAGACAGAAGAUACAAUCAUGUUACUGGAGAGAUCCAUAAAGGCAAAGGAGUACCCACUGAAAGUGGCUCAGACCCGCCUGGAGGGAAGAACUAGACGACCCAAUAUAGAACUUUGCCGUGAUGCACCUCAGUUUCAGCUUGUCACUGAAGUUUACGCUAUAGAUGACACCUUACAUACCUUAAAGCGACGUCUGCAAGAAGCCCACGAUACUCUGCAGAUGCUGAUCCUCAACAAAUCAAAGCUGGAACAAGAAAUUUCUGUGAAGGCAAACUCCUUCUUCAUUGACAAGAAGUGUAUGGACAUGCGCAAAGUUUUCCCCAGCACCCCACGGCUCAUUGGCUACACUUGA